This is a messenger RNA of Micromonas commoda, 538 nucleotides long. RefSeq lists its product with no specific name. The record is from RefSeq and is a predicted model, not a curated record. NCBI's taxonomy places the organism in Eukaryota, Viridiplantae, Chlorophyta, Mamiellophyceae, Mamiellales, Mamiellaceae. The transcript has a single exon. The annotation marks the transcript as partial.
CUACUAGCUGGUGCAAGACACGAAUUCAAGUUUCGCGAAUAUGGCGGGCAACGACAGAAAUAUAGCUACGGCUGCAUCUAGCCUUCAGAAUCAGGAAGCACGGUCGUCCAUGCAAAUGCAGGUGAAGACCAAGAACCCGAAGAGUAAGAGGGUAAAUCAGUUCAAUGGAUUUGGCGGCGACAACCCUUUGAACGCCCCAGCAUCGAGGCAGAACGCUACAUUUUCAACUUCCGCGGAACGGCAGCACCGAGGCUCCGAUGCGCAUCCUUGGCUCCACUAUCCCCCACGGUUUGAGAGCAGUGUCGAGAAAAUUACUGUCAAGCUGAAGGACACCCUCGCCCCAACUGGGGUGCUCCGUGCCCUCCCGGCAGAGCUUAGAUACUCGCUGACUCGCAACUUCGGCUUUUUCACGAGGGUGUUCACUCAAUUCUUUGAGCGCGACGGCGCUGAUAAUGUCAAGCAAUCUAUAGGCCUUAAGUGAAUGCGAAGAAUCAGGACUAGCUAGUGUAGAAAUCAGUGAGCACCUAAGUUCUUCCUU